GAGGAGAACAGCGGCCUAAGCACAAAGCGAUACCUUAGAAGACAUCUCACGCACAACAACAUGUCUUCUCUCAGAGUGCGCUCCACAAUGGCACGCCGCCUUGAUGGCCGCGUCGCUACUCCCUUCUUGAUGUCUGCCAGACACAUGCACAGCACUCCCAAGGAACAACACUCCAUGACAGCUCCUCAGGUGGCUACUCUCCCCAACCACAUCCCUGGAUCAAAGGUCACUAAGACCAACAAGACUCCCGCUCUCGCCGUUCUGCCUCUCUCCAUGGUCCUCAGAACUUACAUGAUCACCUCCAUCUCAUGCAAGCCCGCACUUUUGUCUGCCUGCUUCAAGGCUUUGACUGCCAUGCUCCACGCAAAGGGUCCGAUCUUUAACGUCGAACGUAACCCUCUGCUCAAGCUCAUUCUCAGAGAGACUUUCUACAAGCAGUUCUGCGGUGGUGAGACCAAGGCCGAAGUCCGCGCCACUCGCGCUCAAUUGCAAAGUCUUGGUUACUCUGGUGUCAUCUUCGAGUACGCUCGCGAGGUCCUGUCCGACAUUCCCUCGAAUGAUACCGCUGGCGAUGUCGAGAUGUGGAGAAAGGGUCUUCUCGAGACCGUCGAGGCCGCUCAGCCUGGCGACAUCAUUGGCCUGAAGUGGUCUGGUAUGGGUGGCUACGCUAUGCAGCUCCUCAAGCAGGGCAAGCAGCCCAUCGACAUCAUGGAGAGUGCCAUGAAGGAGAUUUGUGACGCUGCUUCCGCCAAGCGUAUCGCUCUCGUUCCCUCUGCCGAAGAAACCACCACCAACCCCAUGAUUGACGCCUGGACCUUGAACUUGCAGAAGAUUUACAACAAGCCCGAUAACAUCGUUCUUUACAACACCUACCAAUGCUACCUCAAGGGCGCACCUGCUUCUCUUUCCAGCCAUCUCCACCAGGCCAAGACUGAGGGUUUCACUCUCGGUGUCAAGCUCGUCCGUGGCGCCUACUUGCACUCUGAGCCUCGCGAGAAGAUUUGGGACACUAUUCAAGACACUCACCGCGCUUACGAUGGCAUGGCUGAAGCUGUUCUUACCCGCACCUACAACGACAUUGUUAAGCCCGCUGCCCACGACGAUGGUGUCUUCCCCCGCAACGUCGGCCUCGUCCUCGCAACCCACAACGCCGACUCCGUUCGCAAGGCUCAGGCUAUCCGCACCAACCAGCUCCGUUCCGGCGAGGAGAGAGUUCCUUGCGCCUACGCUCAGCUCCAGGGUAUGGCCGACGAGGUCAGCUGCGAGCUCAUCAGCGCCACUCAAGCCAAGCCUGAAGAGAUGGUCGACAUCCCUCGUGCUUACAAGUUGACCGCCUGGGGCUCCAUGACCGACUGCCUGAACUACCUCCUCCGCCGCGCUGCUGAGAACAAGGAUGCCGCCACCCGCACCGUCGAGAGCAGAGAUGCCAUGCGCGGUGAGAUCUUCCGCCGCAUCAAGGCCACCUUCGGUCUCGCAUAAGCUUCCUCUCUCUCCACGACUUCUCUGAUCCCCCAGAAGUCCGAUUCUUCUUGAUGAUAACGAUGGUUGGCAAAACAUGGCAACUGGACAG
Molecule: messenger RNA, 1570 nt
Organism: Aureobasidium pullulans EXF-150
Lineage: Eukaryota; Fungi; Ascomycota; Dothideomycetes; Dothideales; Saccotheciaceae
Product: FAD-linked oxidoreductase
Exons: 2
Coding region: 61-1479 (472 amino acids)
Cellular component (GO): mitochondrion
Molecular function (GO): proline dehydrogenase activity; FAD binding
Source: RefSeq, a predicted model, not a curated record